This is a messenger RNA of Arxiozyma heterogenica, 1269 nucleotides long. It is a transcript of the gene GAL83, whose product is annotated as Gal83p. Gene Ontology annotation, molecular function: protein kinase binding. The record is from RefSeq and is a predicted model, not a curated record. The transcript has a single exon. The coding region runs from base 1 to 1269 and encodes 422 amino acids. Gene Ontology annotation, cellular component: nucleus; cytoplasm; nucleotide-activated protein kinase complex. Lineage: Eukaryota; Fungi; Ascomycota; Saccharomycetes; Saccharomycetales; Saccharomycetaceae. Gene Ontology annotation, biological process: signal transduction.
AUGGAAAAUAAAAGAAAUAUGAGUAACAAUAUGUUAAUUGACAGUAAUGACCAUAUUAAUGAUACACUCACCCAAAGCUUCUCACAAAUGAAUGUGGACAGUCCAAAUGAACUAGAACCUCAAUUGUCACGACAGCAUUCUCGAGAAAGCUACAACGGUAAUUUUACAAAUAAUAGUACGAAUAACUUAACUAGAAAUAAUAGCAGGUCGAGAUCUACUUUGAUCUUCGACGAUGAUGACGACGAUGAUAAUUGUAAUGAUAAUGAACCAUACUAUAAUGAAAAUAGUGGUGAUGACCUCUUAUCAAAGACAUCUUCACAAAUUUCUGAGGAAAGUAAUAAUAUGGCAUAUAAUGCUUCAGAUCAACAAUUUGUAUCUGCACAACAACAGCAGCAACAGCAACAGAAUGUUCAACAAGCUAAUCCUAAGAAUGUCAUGGUUCCUGUAGAUAUCGUAUGGCAACAAGGUGGGAAUAAAGCCUAUGUCACAGGUUCCUUUACCAAUUGGAGGAAAAUGAUUGGGCUGGUUCCUGUACCAGGGAGACCGGGGUUAUUGCAUGUCAAAUUACAGUUACCACCAGGUACUCAUAGAUUUAGAUUUAUUGUCGACAAUGAAUUAAGAUUUAGUGACUACUUGCCUACGGCCACUGAUCAAAUGGGUAAUUUUGUUAAUUAUUUAGAAGUCACGGCACCAAGCCUACAGCAACAACAACAACAACAGGUAGAUCAUUCAGUUGAAGAAGGAGAAUAUUCUACCCGUGAUGAUACAACUUCCCCUGAUUAUUCAAGAAAUCAAAAUUCAUCCAACAAAAAAAAGAAAACUAUUCCAAUGAGUACACGCUCUAGAAUUGCAAUGGAAAUUGAACAAGAACCAGAUGAUAUGGGUGAUGGUUAUUCAAGAUAUUAUGAUGAAGCACUAUCCAAACCUUCUUUGGAAUAUACGCAGGAUAUCCCAGCUGUUUUCACUGAUCCAACUGUUAUGGAGCAAUAUUAUUUGACAUUAGACCAACAACAAAAUAAUCAUCAAAAUAUGGCAUGGUUGACUCCGCCACAAUUGCCACCACAUUUAGAGAAUGUCAUUCUAAAUAGUUAUUCUCAUUCACAAGCUGAGAAUAAUGAAAAUAACUCAGGUGCUUUGCCUAUUCCAAAUCAUGUAAUAUUGAAUCAUUUAGCUACUAGCAGUAUUAAACAUAAUACCUUAUGUGUUGCUUCUAUAGUCAGAUAUAAACAGAAGUAUGUUACACAAAUUUUGUAUGCUCCAUUACAAUAA